GUGAAGAGAGUGUGAGAGAAGGAGAGAAGAGAAGAGGAGAGGAGAGGCAAACUGAGCACUUUUUCCCACGAAGUUUGUUUUGAUGUGAUGGUGAAGAAGCUGACGGAGAAUCUCACGGAAUAGUUUGAUUAAUGCUUUAGAGAGGUGAAGGAGGUCAGGCUUCUUCCUAGUACCCGGAGAAAACAUUAUUGAGGCCUUCUCCAUCCUGCUUCAGGCUUUGUGUAUCAGGUGUCUCAACAGGACUGACACGGUGAGAGAGGAGGGGAAACGAUGUCUCAAGAUGAAAGCUGGUGGAGGGUUUGCAGCAGGGGCUUGUAUAGCUGCCACUGGAAGCAAUCAAGUGAAAACGAGAGAAAACGUGCGUGCUGCUGGUUCUCAGUUCUCACUCUGGUCUCCCUCCUCUCCCUGUGCUGGAUGUAUGUUUGUCUGGUUACUUUUAAUGACCAAGACGACGUGAACUGGCAGGGCUUUGCAAACAUGAAACGGUGGGUGAACUGGUUCAUGGUGCUGAUCAUCAUCUCUGCGGCUAUAACCAGCUACUGCGUUCUGCUGCUGAUCUUUGCAUUGUUCCAAGUUCUCUUAGGAGAACCACUUGACUUACAUUGGCUGCAUAAGGUCUUAUUGUUUUUGGGAGUUAUAUUCAUCGCUUUUGGGGUCGCAGGAAUCAGUCUCAAGUGGCAACAAGAGUGGCCAACUGUUCCUCUGUCCCUCCAGGCCACAGCUCCUUUCUUACAGUUUGGUGCUGUUGGGGCGUUGACCCUGCUGAGUCCAUUCGUCUUCAGGGGCUUCCAUGCAGCUAAGCAAAACUGGUCUAAGUUCCUCAUCGCAGUGGUGUUUGUGACGGUGUCUACAGCCAUCUUCCUGUGUCCCCUGUACAUCCAGUCUCCCUGCCUGAUAGAAAUGCACAAGUUACCUGAGAAACCCAAGCUCAUUGGCCACAGAGGAGCCCCGAUGCUGGCCCCAGAGAACACCAUGAUGUCGUUCAACAGCAGCGUCACAUGCGGCGUCACAGCCUUCGAGACAGAUGUUCAGCUCAGUGAAGACAGAGUUCCCUUCUUGAUGCAUGACCAUAAGGCGGAGUUCCUGCGCAGAACAACAAAUGUCAAAGACAAGUUUCCAGACAAAUACUUCAGCCACAGCAGCAACUUCACCUGGGAGGAAUUAAAGAGUCUGAAUGCCGGGGAAUGGUUCAUAAAGACAGAUCCUUUCGGUUCAGUUUCCAUGCUCUCGGCAGAGGAGAAGAGAAAAGCCCGGAGACAGACUAUACCUUCCUUACUUCAGCUCUUAAACCUUGCAAAGCAGCACAACGUCUCAGUGGUGUUCGACUUAUAUAGUCCUGACGUGGAAAAUGACACAGAGGACAUAGUCAGCACCAUCUUGAGUUCUGGCAUUGACCAAAGUCUGAUUCUCUGGCUUCCCCCAGAAAAAAGAGACUAUGUAGAUAAGAUCGCCCCAGGCUUCAUCCAGGUCUAUAAGAACACGAAAGACAUGCUUAACAAAACAGGAAAUCACCUGAAUGUGAAAUACAGCACGUUGAGUAUGAAGCAGAUCAGUGAUCUACGCAGUAUGAACAUUACAGUGAACCUGUGGGUGGUGAAUGAACGUUGGCUCUUCUCUCUGCUGUGGUGCGCAGGGGCCAGCUCUGUUACCACCAACUCCUGUCAUCUUCUAAAAAAGAUGAAUGAGCCUGACUGGGUCAUGGCUCAUGACACGUACAAAGUUAUAUGGAUCUCUGUGGACGUCGUAUCUUUUGUGAUAAUGAUUGGCCUCUACAUCUUUCAGAGGAAAGCACACUGUUUCUGUCAGAGACAAGAGAACCAAAGGAAGAGUACAUUAGCGUGGAAUGAGAAAGAGCUGUCUCCUUUCUUGCCGACUGUGUAGUUCCUUCGACCCCACAAGGAGAUUUUAUUAUUUAUCCUUCAAUGCACUGUUUGAAUUCUUUGGACCCAGAUAAGGACUACAGAAGGUUAAUGUGAAUAUUCAUACACUGUUAUCUGUGACCGUGAAAAUAAUGUUUUUAUUUUUUAAAUUUGUUUCAGAGUUUAUUUGAUGUGAAUCAAAUAUCAGCACUGUGCCACCACUGGAUGGCAGUCUUGUUUCAUUUUUUUUCUAUAAGUUUACCCAGGGUUUUGAUCAUUGUUAUUCUGUUGCUACUGAUAUUAAGACAUUCUCUCAGUGUAUCACUGUAUUGUAUACUGAAGAUAUGCACUGCAUCUCCUCUUUGCACUCUAAGUCAUUUUAUAUUUCUUUGGGGGGUUUUUUUGUACCAAACUUUUCAGUGCAGCAAAGCUGUGGAUUAACUGUGAUCUGAGCCAAAAACAAUUUUUUUUUCUAAACUGCCCUAUGUCUGUUUGUUUACGAUUGUAUUUCUCUUAAUGAGUGAUUUUGAUUCAAGUGUAUGACGGGACUGGAAAGACUUAAUUUACUCACGUACUGUACUGAAGUAAAAUAUCGAAGUAUUUGGACUAAAUAA
This is a messenger RNA of Labrus bergylta (ballan wrasse), 2473 nucleotides long. It is a transcript of the gene gdpd2, whose product is annotated as glycerophosphodiester phosphodiesterase domain containing 2. NCBI's taxonomy places the organism in Eukaryota, Metazoa, Chordata, Actinopteri, Labriformes, Labridae. The record is from RefSeq and is a predicted model, not a curated record. Gene Ontology annotation, molecular function: glycerophosphodiester phosphodiesterase activity. Gene Ontology annotation, biological process: lipid metabolic process. Gene Ontology annotation, cellular component: plasma membrane.